CAUGGGGCCAAAGUGGUUGUGAAUGACCUUGGUGUAAGCACAUCUGGGGAUGGAAAGGACAGAAAGGCAGCUGAUGCAGUUGUGGAGGAAAUUGGCAAGGCUGGAGGGGUGGCAGUUUCAAACUAUGAUUCAGUGGAGGAGGGAGAUAAAAUUGUGCGGACUGCCAUGGAAAACUUUGGGCGUGUGGAUAUUGUUGUCAACAAUGCUGGCUUCCUGCGUGACAAGUCCUUUGCCAAGAUGACCACCAAGGAAUGGGGUAAGAUCGUAAGGACAGAGUCUGGUUUGAGUUAA
This is a messenger RNA of Darwinula stevensoni, 291 nucleotides long. The record is from the annotation of a GenBank genome assembly. NCBI's taxonomy places the organism in Eukaryota, Metazoa, Arthropoda, Ostracoda, Podocopida, Darwinulidae.